Messenger RNA from Neohortaea acidophila, 815 nucleotides. RefSeq names its product dUTPase-like protein. The record is from RefSeq and is a predicted model, not a curated record. Gene Ontology annotation, biological process: dUTP catabolic process; dUMP biosynthetic process. The coding region runs from base 34 to 759 and encodes 241 amino acids. Lineage: Eukaryota; Fungi; Ascomycota; Dothideomycetes; Mycosphaerellales; Teratosphaeriaceae. The transcript is spliced from 3 exons. Gene Ontology annotation, molecular function: dUTP diphosphatase activity; magnesium ion binding.
CCCCUCUCCUGCAUCCCGCAAUGCACACACACGAUGGCCAGUGAAUCCACUCCCCAACCCGAGCACGACAUCCCCAGCCUGCCCGCCUCGCCCGAGCCGAAACGAACCAAGUUCACCGAGCCAGCUCCCAAUCUUUCGGUAGCCUCAAUCCUCAACGACUCCCAACCCACCCCAACCCCCGCCACAGCCCCCAUCCGCGACCCCCUCGAAUCCAUCCCUCCAAUGUCUCACCACACCGUCCCCGUGUCCGGCACCGCCCCAACUCUCCCCCCAAUGGCAACCGAGCCACCCCCUCCAGCACUGCAAGUCAAAUUCCUCUCCUCCACCGCCAGAGCACCCACUCGCUCCUCCGCCUUCGCCGCAGGCUACGACUUGUACGCCUCCAAAGAAGCCACUGUGCCUGCUUGGGGGAAGGUGCUGGUCGAUACGGAUAUCAGCAUUGCGUUGCCUGUCAAUACUUAUGGACGGGUGGCGCCGAGGAGUGGGCUGGCGAGCAAGCAUAGCAUUCACACUGGUGCGGGGGUCAUUGAUGCGGAUUAUCGGGGGCCGGUGAAGGUGUUGCUGCUCAAUUUGAGUGGGGUUGAGUUUGGUGUUGCGGCGGGGGAUCGGAUCGCGCAGCUGAUUGUGGAGAGGAUCUACACGCCGGAAGUCGUGGUCGUCGACCAGCUCGAUGAGACUGUUCGAGGCGCAGGCGGAUUCGGAUCGACUGGUGGAUUCGGAGGAGCUUUGCCGCCGCUCAAUGGUGUUGGCGGCGUGUAAGAAUAUGCAUACUCCUCGCCAUACAGAAAAAUCUCACGACUACAAAAUGCGGAAUC